AUGAGCGCCGAACCGUACCGUCUGAGUGCUGUGGAAGCAUUGAAAGCUUUUGAGUCGGAUACUCUGACCGUCGAAGACUAUGCUAGAUCGUUGCUUGAUCGCAUCAAAGAACGGGAUGAUAUCGUCAAAGCUUGGAUUUAUCUUGAUGCAGAUCAGGUCUUGGAAAAUGCGAGAGCACUUGAUAGGAUUCCAAAGUCAGAGCGUGGUCCUCUGCAUGGAGUUGCAGUCGCUGUUAAGGAUGUCAUCUACACGAAGGGCAUGCCUACUCAGCACAAUUCUCCAAUAUACAAGGACAGCCAGCCGGAAGUUGAUGCCGGCAGCGUAGCCAUGCUUCGCAAUGCCGGAGCUUUGAUCUUGGGCAAAACGACAACGACGGAAUUUGCUGCUACUACAGUCGGUACCAAGACCUCAAAUGCCCACGAUCCGAAUCGCACACCUGGAGGCUCAUCUUCUGGAUCUGGUGCAGCCGUCGCAGACUUCCAAGCGCCAAUUGCUCUGGGCACGCAAACAGGUGGCUCGAUGAUUAGGCCGGCGAGUUUCAAUGGCAUCUGGGCAAUAAAACCGACUUGGACCAGCGUGUCGCGAGAAGGUCAGAAAAUCUACAGUAUCAGCUUGGAUACGCUAGGCUGGUAUGGUCGCUGUGUGGAGGACCUUGAACUCGUCGGGAAAGUGUUCGGUCUGGCUGAUGACGAAGUUCCAAGGCCGCUAUCGAACGGCGUCAAAGGGUUGAAAUUCGCCUUCAUCAAGACCAUGGUCUGGAACCAUGCCGGUUCUGGUACACGCAACGCUUUCGAUUCCGGCAAGCAACUUCUCAAAGACGCCGGGGCCGAGGUCGAAGAUCUCGAAUUUCCUCCAGAAUUCUCGAACUUGCCCACCUGGCACACCGUGAUGCUAUUUUCGGAUGGCAGAGUGGCAUUUCGACCAGAGUACUACAUGGCGAAGCACUUUCUCGCCCCUGAUCUGGUCGAGCAUGUGGAAGAGUAUCACGGCUAUACUCGCAAACAGUAUCUCGAAGCCUUCGAUGGAAUUGCCGCUCUCCGGCCGAAGUGGGAUGCUAUUGCAGAGAAGUAUGCUGCCGUCAUUGCGCCAUCCGUACCAGACGUCGCGCCUGAAGGCUUGGAGAGAACUGGGAGCGCAGUAUUCCAGAGUCUCUGGACUGCACUCCAUGUGCCAAUCGUCAACGUCCCGGCUUUCCACGGCGAGAAGAAUCUGCCAAUUGGCUUGAGCUUGACUUCUGCUCGCUACAGAGACCAGAAUCUCAUGAAUGUGGCUCGGGAAGUUGGCAAAGUUUGGAUUAAAGACUCAUAGAAUCUCAAAUUCGACACGAUUUUUGUCGUUUCCAAGGUUUACUUCGCUUUUGCCGGAUAUCAUUUCUGGUACGGAAAUUACUCCUGGAAUGCUUCCGCAACUUCAGUCGUGGUCGCAUCGAAGACUCCUGUCUUCCCACUUAUAUAGUCGACAACGUAGCAAGAAGCAUAUGGCGAACGUGGGGGUCCAAGAGCGGUCGAUGAGGGUUACAGGGCUGUGACUGAUCAUUCGAACCUUGGCAGAGAUUUGGCCGUGGUAUAGGAAACCCAAAUCUAUACAGUAACAGGAAUCCCCUCUACUCUCGAAAUCCUGCGCACGCCGUUUUUAAAACAAGGAAUUGCACCCCACG
Pseudocercospora fijiensis CIRAD86 is the source of this 1657-nucleotide messenger RNA. RefSeq lists its product as uncharacterized. Bases 1 to 1308 code for a protein of 435 amino acids. The record is from RefSeq and is a predicted model, not a curated record. Lineage: Eukaryota; Fungi; Ascomycota; Dothideomycetes; Mycosphaerellales; Mycosphaerellaceae. The transcript is spliced from 3 exons.